Molecule: messenger RNA, 357 nt
Organism: Tetrahymena thermophila SB210
Lineage: Eukaryota; Ciliophora; Oligohymenophorea; Hymenostomatida; Tetrahymenidae
Exons: 1
Source: RefSeq, a predicted model, not a curated record
AUGCACUUUAUCAUAAAGAAAUACCAAAUAUCCCAAAUAAUUUCAACAGAUAUUCAUAAUUAUUUUAUUAUUUCAAUUUUUAAAAUCGAGAAAUAUGAGAUUGAAAAGCUCUCUCUUAUUAUAUCGUAAAGUAUUAUCAAAAACAAAAACAAAAAAAUAUUUAAACUAUCAUGCUGCUACGCUUCUCUUUCUUUUAGAUUUUAAUAAAACCUCCUCUAUAAAAAUUAAAAAUUAAAAAAUAUAUAAAUAAAUAAAUAAAAAAAUAAACAAAUAAACAAAUAACUAAAUAAAAAAUUAAUUAGCAAAUAUAAAAAUAAAUUAAUUAAAAAGUAAAAAAUAAUUAAAGAAAUUAAAUGA